AUGGUUACUGACAGGUUGACUACUCCUUCUAGCUCUGCAGAGAAUAUUCUUACAACAAACUCAAUAGUUCGUGAAUACGCAACAAAUCUCGUCAGACAAAAGAAACGAGAACUCGAAAAGAAUUCUAUAUUAGAAACAGAGGACCUCCUCUCCAGAUUCUUGAGAUCUGGUCAUUUUGAUGAGCGAUUUGUUACAGAUAUCGUUAUCAGCUUCAUCGUAGCUGGUAGGGAUACAACAUCUGUGGCCUUGACAUGGUUCUUCUGGUUAAUUUCCAAUAACCCAAGAGUAGAAGAAGAGAUUUUAAAGGAGAUAAGGGAGAAGCCUGAAGCUCUUGAUUAUGAUGAGGUCAAGCAUGUCGUGUACAUCCAUGCUUCGCUCUGUGAGAGUAUGAGGGUGUACCCACCAGUCCCCCAUGACACCAAAUAUGCAUCUGCGGACAAUGUUCUACCAGAUGGGACUGUUGUGAAGAAAAAAGUGGAUGUGACCUACAUUCCUUAUGCAGUGGGAAGAACAGAGGCUAUCUGGGGCAAAGAUUGGAUGGAGUUUCGGCCUGAGAGGUGGCUGGAGAAGGAGGAGAUUUCGAGAAAGUGGAAAUUCUUGGCGAGGGACCCGUACACCUACCCCGUUUUCCAAGCGAGGCCGAUGAUUUGUUUAGGGAAGGAUAUGGCGUUCUUGCAGAUGCAGAGGAUCGUUGCCGGAGUAAUACAAGAGUAUCAGGUGGUGCCGGCGGAGAAAGGGUUUGAUCCGUUUUUCACAUCGUACCUAUCAGCCAAAAUGAAAGGAGGUUUUCCGGUGAGAGUUGUGGAGCAAAAGGAAGGUAGGGCAGUAGAGGUUGUUUGA
Messenger RNA from Macadamia integrifolia, 840 nucleotides. RefSeq names its product cytochrome P450 94A1-like. Gene Ontology annotation, molecular function: oxidoreductase activity, acting on paired donors, with incorporation or reduction of molecular oxygen; heme binding; monooxygenase activity. The coding region runs from base 1 to 840 and encodes 279 amino acids. NCBI's taxonomy places the organism in Eukaryota, Viridiplantae, Streptophyta, Magnoliopsida, Proteales, Proteaceae. The record is from RefSeq and is a predicted model, not a curated record. The transcript is spliced from 2 exons.